UGAAUUUUACUGUAUAUGCUUACAUGACAUUUAAAAUAAAAAUAAGUUCCAAUUUAAAAAUGAUACUUCUAAAAAAAUACACAAAAGAAAUGAAAGCAUAGACUCAAAUAGAUAAUUGUACACCAAUUUCAUAGCAGCAUUAUCAACAAUAGCCAAAAGGUGAAAACCACCUAAAUAUUCAUCAACAUAUAAAAUAAUGAACAAAAUGUCAUAUAUACAUAUGCAAUGGUAUAUUAUUUAGCCUUAAAAAGGAAUAAAAUCCUGUCACAUGCUACAAUAUGAUGAAUCCUGAGGACAUUAUGCUAAGUGAAAGCCAGACACAAAAGGACAAAUAUUGUAGGAUUUUACUUAUAUGAGGCACCCAGAAUAGGCAAACUCAUACAGACAGAAAGUAUGAUAGAAGUUACCAGGGGCUGGUAGAAGGAAUAGUGGGGAUUAUUGUCAAAUAAAGUUUCCAUUGGGAUGACGAACAAAUUCUGGAAAUGGAUAAUGAUGAUGAUUUGCACAACAUUGGGAAUAUAAUUAUUGCCACUGAACUGUAUGAUUAAAAGUGUUAAAAUGGUGUUAAAAGGAUUCUGUUCCUGCUUAGAAUUUCAAAAGCAACAGAAGCAUAUCACUCCCACCCUAACAAUGAGAAAAACCUGAACAAUCUAUAAAAUCAUAAUUUUUUGGACCCACCAGAAAGCUGAAGUCACAAGGCAAACUGAGUCACAAAGUAUACUGAUUCAAAAGGGUAACAAGCUCCUCCAAGAAGAAAUGGAUCACAUGAAUUGCUUCAACUUUGGAAGAAGAGGUGGUACUUGUAAAAGCUGGUAAGCAGGACUGGAUUUGAGCGAAUGCGUGUGUGGGCAUCAUCCAAUUGGUUGAGAGAUUGAUAGAACAAAAAGAUUGGGGAAGGUUGGAUUCCUAGCCCUGUCAGAUCCUAUUUCAAGUUUAGAUACGUUCUUUGUCCUGGAUGUUUUUGCACUCGUUUUUAUCAUUAAAGGCAUUACGUUAAAAUAUUACUCUGGAUUCCUGAGAUUUUUGGCACCCCUUUACAUUUUGCAAUGGAAACAAGUGCCUCACUCAUCUCACCCCAGUUCGGGCCUUGCAGGGCACUUUUAUAGAGAAAGUAAUUUUGUUCACCAAAUAAAACGAAGCUAGUCUUUGCCCCAGCAGUUUGCUUUCCCAGGUAAGGAGAGAUCAGAUAUAAAAUGUAGAUGUGCUCUGGAUUUAUUCUUGGUUGAGGAUUGCACCAGGCAGCAGCAACAAAACGAUUUUGAUUUGCUGAGUUCGAAUCUAAUUGAUCCACACAGGUUUCCCUAUUGCUCGCUAUGCUUAGGUCUGGCGUGGCCCACUGGCUUUUGACAGGGUGGCUUUUAUUUUGGAAGUCUGAGGACGCACUGGACGGUCGCCACAUGGGGAUUUCUGGUCGAGCAGUUUUCAGAGAAUGAAAUCAGUUCCUUUGCGCUUUUCCUGGGAGCAUUUGCUGAGCGCCAGACUUAAGUUCGCCUUUCUAGGCCCAGAUUGCACAAGGGGCAAGCAAAGCGUCAGAACAGCGCCCCCUGUCGGCGGCGAAGGCGUGGCGGCCCGCGGACCGGCGGACCCCGGGGCAUACCCGCCGUCUGGGUGCACAGGCCCAGGGGCCCCACGACCUCGGUUGUCGGGACCGUGGGCUCCACUCAGGAGCCCACCGAAUCCUUCGGCCUGACCAGGCGGGGGGUCUUCUUCCCAGUCCGCGGAAGCCAGGUCCAGGAGACGGCGGGGCUCGCUGUGCCUCCGGACCUACACUCUGCUCGUGGCCCGAUCUCUGCAAAGCGUCCACUUUGGAAAGAAGUUUCACUUGCAGGGAAGGCGUAUGUACACAAUGAUGGUCCGUGUGUCCGGGAUGUGAAUGCCAACCAAGACUGCGUCCGUUGGAGUGUGCGCGAGUCCUCCAUGAGGGUGCUUCUGGCAGUCACAGUUCACGAGUUAGCGAGAAGAUGGCUGGGAGGAGGCGAGCCCCCGCCCCCGGGGCACGCAUUUCGAACUCCAUAGGCUGUCUUACCCGAAUGGUGCUGCAUGGAGGCUGCCUGCCUGCAACAGGACCAAGAUGCUGAGAGCCAGGAAGGGGGAGAACUUUUGGAAGCUCAUGACACCUCUCUGCAAGGGAAGAAUGAGAUACCAGUGUCUUCUAAAAGAAUAGCUGAGGAGCUCAACAUGAAGGAGGAAGGAUAUGUCAUUCUUUGCAGUGACACAAUCAGAAAAGGUACCGCUCCCCCACCUAAAUAUAAGGAAUAAGUGAUUUUCAGAAGAGACAGGAGAAGAAGGGAACAAAUGUCCUGGUCCUUGUCUCCUUGUCAACAAAAGAUGUACUGGUAUCCUUUGAAAGGGGACAGAGAGGAUGCCAGCUGAACUGGGGGCACUAAGUUCUCUGCUUUGUGAAAAUGAAUCUGCAAUGAACUCCUGGUCUUUGUCUGGAUGCCCAUCUUUCUGCAAGUUGUCAGCAGAAGCUUUGCAAUGUGGCUACUUGGUGAGUUCACAUACAGCCCAACACAUAGUUCUGAUGGAGCCUGAAAAUCAGCCCUGAAAAGUUCUCCUUAGAGGAUGCCUCUGAAGUGAGAGGCAUGAAAAAAGAGGCUAACCUUCAGAGAGGCGGCAUGGGUUUCCGGAAGUUCUCCCCCUUCCUGGCUCUCAGUAUCUUGGUCCUGUACCAGGCGGGCAGCCUCCAGGCGGCGCCAUUCAGGUCUGCCCUGGAGAGCAGCGCAGACCCGGCCACCCUCAGUAAAGAGGACGCGCGCCUCCUGCUGGCUGCACUGGUGCAGGACUAUGUGCAGAUGAAGGCCAGUGAGCUGAAGCAGGAGCAGGAGACACAGGGCUCCAGCUCCACUGCCCAGAAGAGAGCCUGCAACACUGCCACCUGUGUGACUCAUCGGCUGGCAGGCUUGCUGAGCAGAUCAGGGGGCAUGGUGAAGAGCAACUUCGUGCCUACCAAUGUGGGUUCCAAAGCCUUUGGCAGGCGCCGCAGGGACAUUCCAGCCUGAGCAGAUGAAUGACUCCAGGAGGAAGGUUAUCAUGAAACUGAACUAACCAUUUCUAUUAAUUUCUGUUGGCAACAACUUGGUGAGAAUGCCCCAUGGAAGAUAUACAUGUUUGCAUCCUAAGAUACUGAAAAAAAGGCACCUUUGUCACUUGAAAGGAAUGAAACUGAAUGCAAAAUAAGCUAAUUCCAUAUUUGCUGUACAUCAUUUUUAUAUUUAGUUCUAUGUCCAGUAAAAGUGAUGGCGUCUCUCAUUGACUUAUCUGGUAGCAAACUGGUUCUUUCAGAGCCAUCCUGUUGAUCAUGCAGCUCCGCCAAACCUUAGGGGGACAUGAAAUCACUGCCUGUUGUGGUCUCUGAGGACACAUGGUAAUGGUGAUGCUGUGCCUUGUUAUCUAAGAACAUGAUUGUAUAAUUUGUUUAAGAAAAUGUCAAUAUUGUGCCAUUUGUGAACUUCAUCAAGAUUAAAAGCAUAUUUUGGGUACAUUUGUUUCAAAACCUUGGUGAUGCAUUACAACUUGUUUUCCUAUGUAAUAAUAAUGAUGAUGAUGAUGAUAAUAAAUAUUUUUGAGUGCUUACUA
Messenger RNA from Symphalangus syndactylus (siamang), 3579 nucleotides. RefSeq names its product calcitonin related polypeptide beta (gene CALCB). Gene Ontology annotation, biological process: adenylate cyclase-activating G protein-coupled receptor signaling pathway; regulation of cytosolic calcium ion concentration. Gene Ontology annotation, cellular component: extracellular region. NCBI's taxonomy places the organism in Eukaryota, Metazoa, Chordata, Mammalia, Primates, Hylobatidae. The record is from RefSeq and is a predicted model, not a curated record. Gene Ontology annotation, molecular function: hormone activity; calcitonin receptor binding.